This is a messenger RNA of Penicillium atrosanguineum, 978 nucleotides long. RefSeq names its product Cytochrome c oxidase assembly protein cox16. Lineage: Eukaryota; Fungi; Ascomycota; Eurotiomycetes; Eurotiales; Aspergillaceae. Gene Ontology annotation, molecular function: 3-methylbutanoyl-CoA dehydrogenase activity. Bases 1 to 978 code for a protein of 325 amino acids. The record is from RefSeq and is a predicted model, not a curated record. The transcript is spliced from 2 exons. Gene Ontology annotation, biological process: L-leucine catabolic process.
AUGCUUCUGGGCUAUCACCUCCUCUGGUCAACCACUGCGAAUGUUGUUGGCACACCUGAGCAAAUCGAGCGCACUCAUGAAUUGAUCAUCACCAAUAACUACUUUGUCGGCGGCGCUGUCAACCCUCGAGACAGCGAUCUGAAGAUUACUUCGGAUGGCGACCACAUUGUCUUCAAUGGAACUAAAUUCUUCAACACUGGCGGAGUCGUAUCUGAUCUGACCGUCUUGGAGGGGGUCCUCGAAGGCACCGAUAGCCACAUAUUUGCUCUGGCUCCUACCAAACAGGAGGGCGUGGUUUUUGCUCACAACUGGCACAAUAUCGGUCUGCGUCUGACCGAGUCUGGUGGUGUGAAGAUCAACAACAUUCGUGUGCCUUGGGCAGAUGCUCUAGGGUGGGAGGAGAGCACCAAGCAGCCUCGCGAAGAUGUUUUGACCGGUGCCUUCCCAACUCUGCUUCUUCCCACUAUCCAACUCGUCUUCAGCAAUUUCUACCUGGGAAUUGCUCUCGGUGCCCUCGAAUUUGCCUCCAAUUACACCAUCGCAACCACUCGCGCAUGGCCUUUUGGAGGCGAUAAUAAGGAAUCCGCGACCGACGAGUUCUAUAUUCUCGAGCGAUACGGCAACUUCUUCGCCCAUCUCCGCGCCACCGAAGCACUGGCAGACCGCGCGGGUGAUCGUCUAUCAGCAAUUUACAGCAAGUACCAAAGUAAUCGACUUGCGCUUAAGCCGGAGGAGCGAGGGGACGUGGCCGAGUGGAUCGCUAGUGUCAAGGUGGUUACCACAGAUGUCGGGCUCCGCGUCACCUCGGGCGUGUUCGAGGUGACUGGUGCGCGCGCAACUUCGCUGAAGGUCGGCCUGGAUCGAUUCUGGAGAGAUAUCCGAACUCACACUCUCCACGAUCCGGUGGCCUAUAAGAAUCGAGAACUGGGCCGAUACGUGCUCCUGCAGGAGUACCCCGCGCCGUCUUGGUACACAUAG